UUCGAUUUAUUUGGUUCGGUCUACCGGACUAGCGGAAGAACGUGGCUCGAAGGGAUCGAAACGAUCAAACGGUGGUGAGGCGCAGGAACGAACGGUCGGGAUCCGAGGACGCUGGUUGCGCUCGCCUUCGACCGUCGUAUAAAAGAGCAGGCGAUACCGAGAGAAAACCUAACGGCGGAGUCGUUUCGAUAAGGCGGUCCGAGCUCCUCUCUCGCGCUUGCUUCGUGGAGCCCGGCGAGUCUUUGAACCAAGAUGAAGUUCAAUAUUGCUAAUCCGACCACUGGAUGCCAGAAGAAGCUUGAAAUUGAUGACGACCAGAAGCUUCGUGCAUUUUUUGACAAAAGGAUCUCUCAGGAAGUUAGUGGAGAUGCUCUUGGGGAGGAGUUCAAAGGUUAUGUUUUCAAGAUCAUGGGAGGUUGUGACAAACAAGGUUUCCCCAUGAAGCAGGGAGUGCUAACUCCUGGUCGUGUCCGUCUGCUGCUUCACAGGGGUACACCUUGCUUCCGUGGCUAUGGAAGGCGUAACGGAGAGCGUAGGAGGAAGUCAGUUCGUGGUUGCAUUGUUAGCCCUGAUCUCUCCGUUCUGAACUUAGUUAUUGUCAAGAAGGGUGAGAAUGAUCUUCCAGGAUUGACCGACAUUGAGAAGCCGAGAAUGAGGGGACCCAAGAGGGCCUCCAAAAUUCGCAAGCUAUUCAACCUUUCAAAGGAGGAUGAUGUUCGCAAGUAUGUCAAUACGUACCGCCGAACAUUCACAACAAAAUCAGGCAAGAAGUGCAGCAAGGCACCAAAGAUUCAGAGGCUUGUGACUCCCUUGACCUUGCAGAGGAAGCGCUCCAGGAUCGCAGAGAAGAAGAAGAGGAUUGCUAAGGCCAAGUCUGAAGCUGCUGAGUACCAGAAGCUGCUUGCUACCAGGCUCAAGGAGCAGAGGGAGCGCAGGAGUGAGAGCUUGGCCAAGAGGAGGUCCAAGCUUUCUGCCGCCUCCAAGCCAUCCAUUGCAGCCUAGACUACUGCUUUUUAAGCAGGGAACAAGCUCAAGUAUUUUUUUGCUUCAGUAUUUGUGAUAAACACAGGCUGAUAUAUUUGUUUCUUUGAUGUUGACGUGGAUUUCGCCCACAUUUUCCUGCAUGAUUUUGCAAUCUGCCUGUUAGAUUGUAUUGGACUGGAAUUUAAUUGGCAAUGUGAUGGAGUAGAGUUGAAAACUUGUGCCA
Molecule: messenger RNA, 1207 nt
Organism: Musa acuminata AAA Group (dessert banana)
Lineage: Eukaryota; Viridiplantae; Streptophyta; Magnoliopsida; Zingiberales; Musaceae
Product: small ribosomal subunit protein eS6
Exons: 6
Coding region: 253-1002 (249 amino acids)
Biological process (GO): translation
Cellular component (GO): ribosome
Molecular function (GO): structural constituent of ribosome
Source: RefSeq, a predicted model, not a curated record